UCAAUUAAGUAACUUUCAUUUUAAAGAUGGUAUUCUCAAAAGCACUGUACUUUGUGCUCCUUUUAUACACAGUAAAUUCGGGCGAAAGUCGAAGCCUGAAAAGUGAUUUCAGUCUUGAGAGGAGAACUAGAGUUGUUUCCUACAGCACCGAAGUCGACAAUUUUUUCAAGAAAUUGUUCCCAACUGAUCCUUCGUGUUUAAACUUAGCAAAGAAAAAAAAUACUCGAUUUAGUACGUAUAACCAGGAUAUUCAAAAAGCUGUCCAGUUGGUCAAUAUAUACACCCAAGAUUGCAAGGCAUACGUGGGCAGUACCGGAAAACCUUUAUACGACACUUUAAACACAAACCUUAGAAGUGGAAGGCCUUCUCCCAUUUGGAGUGAAAUGGCUGCAUUACUGAGCAAAGGUCUUGUUCUUCUUGGGCCUAAAGAUUUCAAAAGCCUUUACCGUGGUUGUCAUUGUGCAGCUGUUACGCUGGGUAAACCGUUCUCGUUCAAUCAAUUUGCCAGCACAACAACCAAACCAGGUGUCGCUGUCCAGUUCCUUUUAGCACCAAAAGGAAAAUCGUUCAUUCAUAUAAAAAACGCAAGAGGGACGGAUAUACAGCCAUAUUCGCAUUUUCCAGGUGAACAGGAAAUUUUGUUGGACCCCAAUAUAAACCUGAAUGUGGUGCAAGUCGAAACCGACAUUAAACGAAUACGCGCAGAAAUUAAGAAAAUAUUACCAACCGCUGUCAUACCAGACAACACCGUCGCAAAGUAUGUUGUUCUUGAUGGCUCAAGAGCAACAAAAAGAACGAAAGAUGGAUUUUGGAGCACAUGUACCUGUGGGAAUCUUAACAAGUUUUAAAACACGUAUACAUUUUCCAAGUUAUAAUAACAAUGAAUACGUCAUGAUAUAACAAUGUAAAAGAAAUUAUUUAUAUAUUGGUUCAUUGUACAUUGGGUAAUUAGGAUAUUUGGUAAUUAGAGAUUUAGAGUAAUUGGAAUAGCUAAUUAGUCCAUCGAAGACAUUCAAUCGGACAGAGAGACAUUCUGUGCAUGCCAUGAGACCAGCAUUUAGGUACAGGUAAAUCGAGAAGCUGAGCAGUUGUGUAGUGAGAGUUGAUAGAGAUACAGGGCGUGUAAGAAAAUCAACAUUUGUUAAGUGAAUUGUGUAUGGUGUUACAAUAUUCUAAAUAUUCUAUGACGUGUCGUGUCAUGGUUUACAAAAAAUAACAAAAUGAUAUGUCAUAUAGUAAAAAUGUGAAAGAAAUGGAUUAUAUUGUAUAGUAUUCAAAUAAUUAGUAUAUAUCGGUUCCAAAUCUUGCUAUAUUACGGGUAACCUCAGUCAUAUAGUUACAGUUUAUAAUGUUAUUCUAAAAAUUGGUAUUCCAAUUCUUUUAAAUAUUAGUAUUUCAAGUAUAGGACAGUUUUCAGAGUCCAAUGACACUUUCCCUAAACAUGUUUUCUAAAACAUGUUUUCUACUGAUUCAGGUAGUGUCACUAGCAGAGUCCAUAG
This is a messenger RNA of Dendronephthya gigantea, 1499 nucleotides long. RefSeq lists its product as uncharacterized. Bases 27 to 848 code for a protein of 273 amino acids. Gene Ontology annotation, molecular function: NAD+-protein-arginine ADP-ribosyltransferase activity; NAD+ poly-ADP-ribosyltransferase activity. Lineage: Eukaryota; Metazoa; Cnidaria; Anthozoa; Malacalcyonacea; Nephtheidae. The transcript is spliced from 2 exons. The record is from RefSeq and is a predicted model, not a curated record.